AAAGAGUUGCGUUUUAAGAUAAGGUGUCGUCAUUUACAUAAGAUAGUGUUACCAUGAACUGACGCUUACCGGGCUUACCUUGCAAAAAGCACAUGCUGCUUAGAAAUUAUUAAUCUUUUUAUGUGAACAGUUCUAACCUUCAUGCAUAUUCAUAUUCCGGGGAAUGUCGUUUGACGUUCCCAUGAAGUAAAACAAGGUCAAUUGAUUUCGAAUCGGGAUUGAAGCACGUCUUUCUCCAGCACAGCGGUUAGACGAAUUCUAUACAUCAACAUGUAUCACAAAUUGAAUCUCGAAGUCAAGUAUCUUACUGAACAACAUCUUACCGGCUUCGAGAACUAUAAAUAUAGCUCAGUGGAUACAAGCCCUCUCAGUGUAUAUAUUAUGCAUCCAUUUUGGAAUAAAGUAGUACAGUAUUGUCCAAAGUGGGUUGCCCCAAACGUAUUAACUUUCUCUGGAUUUCUGUUUACUGUCUUUAACUUCACGUUGUUUACAUUUUAUGAUUAUUAUUUGUAUGCAUCAAGUGAUGAUAAGCCACAGUAUCCUCCUAUACCAAGAUGGGUCUUUGCCUUGGGUGCAUUCAAUGUUUUUAUGGCAUAUACUCUUGAUGGUAUUGAUGGAAAACAAGCACGACGUACGCAAACAUCAGGUCCUUUAGGAGAGCUAUUUGAUCAUGGACUAGAUAGUUGGACAACAAUGCUCAUUAGUGUUUGUAUGUUUUCUGUGUUUGGUAGGACAGACCAUAGUGUAUCUCCAUUAAGAAUGUAUUUCAUUCUAUGGAACGUGUUUAUUAGUUUCUACUUAACUCAUUGGGAAAAGUAUAACACAGGGGUACUGUUUCUUCCUUGGGGAUAUGAUCUAUCUAUGGUAGGUACUAUUAUUGUCUUUGUCAUAUCUAGUAUAGGCGGACAUAAAGCCUGGAAGAUUGUGUUCCCUGGUGGUAUACCAGUUGGUGUAAUGUUUGAAGUAUUACUUUAUGUCACUGCAAUUGUAUCUAGUUUGCCUGUAGUUCUAUGGAAUAUAUAUAAAUCAUAUAGGGACAAGACUGGUAAAAUGCGAACGUUCUUAGAUGCCAUAAGACCUCUACUGCCUCUAGCAGUACUCUUUUCGAUUUCAACAAUUUGGGUAGUUCAUUCACCUAGUAAUAUCAUAGACAAAGAUCCUAGGAUAAUUUUCUUAGCAAUUGGAACUAUUUUUUCAAACAUCUGUUGUCGUUUAAUUGUUUCACAAAUGAGCAACACCAGAUGUGAACUAUUAUCAUGGAUAUUACUACCUGUAGCAGUUGCAGCCCUUUUCUCAUUUAUCUUGCCUAGUAUAGAUUUGGUAUUCACAUAUAUUCUUGCCAUUAUAGCUUUAUUGGCACAUAUUCACUAUGGAACAUGUGUGGUGCGUCAGAUGUGUCGUCAUUUCCGUAUUCACACGUUCCAUAUUAAAGAUCGUGCAGACUGACUACUUGCCGACGAUACAUGUUAAAAAUGAAGAAAUACGAACAAACGGUCGGAAAGAGCUACGAAUGAUUGAGUACAGAGCAGACAAACGGAAGAAACUUCAGAAUUACGAUUGAUAAGAAGAACAAAAGAAUAUUUCAAAUAUGAACAUGCAAAUAUUGGACAGUAGAUAAUAGGAGUUUAUUCGAGCAUACAACUAUCGCUGAUCAUAUAUCUAAAAAUAGAGAGAGUACCUGUUAAGUAAUGUUAAUAAUUCAGUUGCAAAGAUGAAGCCAUUUCCAUUUCAUGUUGCUGUGAUAUAAUUAAAGAAGAACCUAGAAGCUUUCUUUAUGUGUACAUACUCCCAAAUAAGUUCACAUACGUUCUCUCUACUUUGUCUUUUUGUGUUCUGUUCGUAACUCUGACUGUGCAUAGAGCAUUCAUUUAAAGCACGCAAGGCUUUUAGCUGUUGCGCAUCGAAUUCUUCGUUUUUAACAUGUAUUGUCUGAAAAAUGAGAUUAUGAAUCUGGCUUGCUCAAUUUUCCCACAAAACGAACAUUUCUUUCCUUUAGAGAAAUUAAAAAAUUUGUGGAGAAAUUUAAGAGUCAAAUUUCGAGAUUUUUUGAACUUUUAAAGGUCUCCACAGAAGCUUUUCUUUUGUUUCGAGUGAUUGCUAAAGGACGAAGUUUUCUUUUGCUUGAAAAUUCUGAGCAAGUUAGCAGAUGAACUUCGAUAUGGAUAAAAGAGAAAGGGUGUAAUGCUGGUGUAAUAAGAUAGAAGACAUUAUUUAUUUUGCGUAAGUAUGUAUGUGUAUGUUAUAUUAUAUUUAAUCGGCUUCCUGAAACGAAGAAUCUUUGCAAAUAAUGUAGAAAAUGUCGUGUACCGACGUAGAUAACGAUAAGUCAUAACGAUAAGUGACAUUGAGUCACAAAUUUUGACUUAGAUUAAAUCAAGUCAAUCGAAUUGAUUAAAGAACUUAGUGAGUAACUGAAGAAAGGAUACGCGAUAUUUCAUUUUCUUCUUUCUUUAUAAAAUAUUCCAAAUGACGUUUUAGUCCAUACUCAUUGCGGAUUUUUAUGCAUUUAUGGGAAAU
Molecule: messenger RNA, 2517 nt
Organism: Bombus impatiens (common eastern bumble bee)
Lineage: Eukaryota; Metazoa; Arthropoda; Insecta; Hymenoptera; Apidae
Product: ethanolaminephosphotransferase 1
Exons: 8
Coding region: 271-1446 (391 amino acids)
Biological process (GO): phosphatidylethanolamine biosynthetic process
Cellular component (GO): endoplasmic reticulum membrane; Golgi apparatus
Molecular function (GO): ethanolaminephosphotransferase activity
Source: RefSeq, a predicted model, not a curated record